AUGCUCACCUUCCAGAUCUGCUCCCUGGAAACCGAAACGCCGACAGCUGGCUGUACCUUUGAGGAAGAUGGGGACCUAAACCAAUGUGACUAUAGCCAAGGCAUGGAGGACGACUUUGAGUGGGAACUAGUCCAGAGCUACAUCAUGCCCCAUCUGACCUCUGAUCUUCCUCAUGGAUCCUACCUGAUGGUCAACUCCUCCCAGCAUGCUCAGGGGCAGAAAGCUCACAUCCUCUUCCAGACGCUAAGUGAGAAUGACACCCAUUGUCUCCAAUUCAGCUACUUCAUGUACAGCCGUGAUGGGCACAGCCCUGGGACUCUGAAUGUCUACGUGAAGGUGAAUGGUGGUCCACUGGGCAGUGUGGUGUGGAAUGUUUCUGGCUCCCACGGACGCCAGUGGCACCAAGUGGAACUGGCUGUCAGCAUGUUUUGGCCCAAUGAGUAUCAGGUUCUGUUUGAGGCUGUGAUCUCCAGCGAACGCAGAGGUUACCUAGGAUUGGAUGAUAUCCUGCUCUUAAAUUAUCCCUGCUCCAAAGCACCUCAUUUUUCCCGCCUGGGUGACGUGGAAGUGAACGCGGGUCAGAAUGCUACUUUUCAAUGUGUAGCUGCUGGGAAGGCCUCCGAAGCAGAGAGGUUUCUCAUGCAGAGGCAGAAUGGAGCGAUUGUACCGGCUGCCUCCGUGAAACACAUCAGCCACCGGAGAUUCUUGGCGACCUUUCAGUUGGACAAGGUUUCCAAGCAGGAGCAGGAUUUUUACCGCUGCGUUACCCAAUCCAGCAGGGGUGCUGGCGUCUCCAACUUUGCUGAAUUGAUUGUGAAAGAGCCUCCCACCCCCAUCGCACCCCCGCAGCUGCUAAGAGCCGGUUCUACCUACCUGAUCAUCCAGCUCAACACCAACUCCAUAAUCGGGGAUGGUCCCAUUGUAAGGAAAGAAAUCGAGUACCGCAUGACCUCGGGCCCGUGGUCAGAAGUGCACGCUGUGAACAUGCAGACCUACAAGCUGUGGCACCUGGAUCCUGACACCGAGUAUGAGAUCAGCGUCCUGCUCACCCGACCAGGGGAUGGGGGGACGGGCAGACCUGGGCCUCCGCUCAUCAGCAGGACCAAGUGUGCAGAGCCAAUGAGGGCCCCCAAAGGCCUCGCCUUUGCUGACAUCCAGUCUCGGCAACUGACGCUGCAGUGGGAGCCCCUGGGCUACAACCUGACAAGGUGUCACACAUACACUGUCACCCUCUGCUAUCGCUACGCCUUGGGGACGGGCCACAACCAGACCUUCCGGGAAUGUGUGAAGAUGGAGCGCAAUGUCAACCACUACACCAUCAAGAACCUGCAGCCUUACAAAAACGUCCACGUCAAACUCAUCCUCUCCAAUCCCGAAGGGCGGAAAGAAGGCAAAGAGAUGAUCUUCCAGACUGACGAAGAUGUCCCUGGAGGCAUUGCUUCAGAGUCUCUAACAUUCACUCCCCUGGAAGACAUGAUUUUUCUGAAGUGGGAGGAGCCAGUGGAGCCCAAUGGACUCAUCACACAGUACGAGAUCAGCUACCAGAGCAUUGAAUCCUCUGACCCUGCAGUCAACGUGCCUGGUCCUCGGCGCACUGUCUCCAAGCUCCGAAAUGAAACCUAUCAUGUUUUCUCCAACCUGCAUCCGGGAACCACCUACCUGUUUUCAGUGCGGGCACGGACUGGCAAGGGCUUUGGCCAGACAGCGCUGACGGAGAUCACCACCAACAUCUCAGCUCCCAGUUUUGAUUAUGGAGACAUGCCUUCACCCUUGGGAGAGUCAGAGAGCACCAUCACUGUUCUGCUGAGGCCGGCGCAGGGCAGAGGGGCACCAAUCAGCACAUACCAAGUCAUUGUGGAAGAAGACAGGCCGAAGAAGAUCAAGCGGGAGGUCGGGGGCCAGGAGUGCUUUCCAGUGCCCCUCACCUUUGACGAUGCCAUGUCCCGUGGCUCUGUUCACUACUUUGGAGCUGAACUGCCUCCCAGCAGCCUCACAGAAGCCAAACCUUUCACUGUUGGAGACAAUCAAACAUACAACGGCUACUGGAAUCCACCCCUGGAGCCCAAGAAGGCAUAUCUCAUCUAUUUCCAGGCCAUGAGCAAUCUCAAAGGGGAAACAAGGCUGAACUGCAUUCGAAUUGCCCGGAAAGCGGCUUGCAAAGAGAGCAAACGUCCCCUGGAAGUGUCCCAGCACUCAGAAGAGAUGGGCCUCAUCCUGGGCAUUUGCGCCGGAGGGCUGGUGGUGCUGAUCAUCCUCCUGGGAGCAAUCAUUGUUGUCAUUCGAAAGGGGAAACCUGUCAACAUGACCAAAGCUACCAUCAAUUACCGCAACGAGAAGACACACAUGAUGAACGCGAUUGAUCGGAGCUUUACUGACCAGAGUACUUUGCAAGAGGAUGAGAGGCUGGGUUUGUCCUUUAUGGAUACGCACAACUACAGCAAUAGAGACCAGCGCAGCAGUGUAGUCAAUGAAUCUAGCAGCUUGUUAGGGGGCUCACCACGGCGACAGUGUGGACGCAAAGGCUCCCCCUAUCACACUGGACAGCUCCACCCUGCUGUCCGAGUAGCUGAUCUUCUUCAGCACAUCAACCAGAUGAAGACUGCAGAAGGCUACGGAUUCAAGCAGGAGUAUGAGAGUUUCUUUGAAGGCUGGGAUGCUUCAAAGAAGAAAGACAAGACCAAAGGGAGACAGGAUCACUUGCCAACCUAUGAUCGGCAUCGCGUUAAGCUCCACCCCCUUCUUGGCGAUCCCAACUCAGACUAUAUCAAUGCCAACUACAUUGAUAUUCGGAUAAACCGAGAAGGCUACCACAGAUCCAACCACUUCAUAGCCACCCAAGGUCCUAAACAGGAGAUGAUCUAUGAUUUCUGGCGGAUGGUGUGGCAGGAACACUGUUCCAGUAUAGUGAUGAUAACAAAACUGGUGGAGGUGGGAAGGGUGAAGUGCUCCAAGUAUUGGCCAGACGACUCUGAGAUGUAUGGAGAUAUUAAAAUUACCCAGGUGAAUUUGGAGACACUGGCAGAAUAUAUCGUGAGAACAUUCACACUGGAGAGGAGAGGCUAUUCUGCAAGGCAUGAGGUGAAGCAGUUCCACUUCACAUCAUGGCCAGAACAUGGGGUGCCUUACCAUGCCACUGGGCUCCUGGCAUUCAUUCGCAGAGUGAAGGCUUCUACGCCUCCUGAUGCAGGACCCAUUGUUAUCCACUGCAGUGCUGGCACCGGAAGGACCGGCUGUUACAUUGUCCUGGAUGUGAUGCUGGACAUGGCAGAGUGCGAAGGAGUUGUGGACAUUUACAACUGUGUGAAGACACUGUGCUCACGAAGAAUCAACAUGAUCCAGACAGAGGAGCAGUACGUCUUCAUCCAUGAUGCCAUCUUGGAAGCCUGCCUCUGUGGAGAGACCAGUAUCCCUGUCAGUGAGUUCAUGCCUACAUACAAAGAGAUGGUGAGGAUAGAUCCGCAGAGCAACUCAUCACAGUUGCGGGAGGAGUUCCAGACUCUGAACUCUGUAACACCCCACCUGGACGUGGAGGAGUGCAGCAUCGCUCUUCUGCCACGCAAUCGGGAAAAGAAUCGCAGCAUGGAUGUCCUGCCUCCAGACCGGUGCCUCCCCUUCCUCAUCUCCAUGGAUGGAGACAGCAACAACUACAUCAACGCGGCCUUAACCGACAGCUACACGAAGAGUGCUGCCUUCAUUGUGACUUUGCAUCCACUGCAGAACACCAUCACCGACUUCUGGAGGCUGGUCUAUGACUACGGCUGCACCUCCAUCAUCAUGCUAAACCAACUCAACCAGUCCAACUCUGCCUGGCCUUGUUUGCAAUAUUGGCCAGAACCAGGACUCCAACAGUAUGGUCCUAUGGAAGUUGAAUAUGUUUCUAGAUCCACAGAUGAAGAUGUUAUCACUCGCCUUUUCCGAGUCCAGAAUAUAACACGGGAGGGUCACCUGAUGGUCCAGCACUUUCAGUACUUGAGAUGGUCAGCUUACAGAGACACCCCUGAUUCAAAGAAGUCUUUCCUGCAUUUAUUGGCCCAGGUGGAGAAGUGGCAGGGGGAGAGCGGUGAUGGGAGAACAGUUGUGCAUUUUUUGAAUGGGGGUGGACGGAGUGGCACUUUCUGCGCCUGCACCAUGAUUCUGGAGAUGAUCAAGUGCCACAAGAUGGUGGACGUUUUCUUUGCUGCAAAAACCCUCCGAAACUACAAGCCAAAUAUGGUUGAGACUUUUGAACAGUACCACUUCUGCUAUGACUUAGCCCUGGAAUACUUGGAAUCCCUGGAGACCAGAUAGCACCUUGCCAGGUGCCCGCAAGCAAGUGUUUGUUUUGGGUUCAUGCCAGACAUGCAUUUUGCACCCAGACAAUGAGUAAGAGCAAAAGGGAGGAAGGAAAAGAAAUAUACUAAAAACAAAACUCAUGAAAGUGAUGGGGUCACAACGUCUAUCCCUUACCUUCAUCUGUCCCCCUUUUCUCCCACUCUUGCCCCUCUCCCAGGGGGCAGACCAGAGGCCACCCAAACUCAUUCCAGGUACACAGUGACGUGUACAUGCCAG
Messenger RNA from Gekko japonicus, 4548 nucleotides. RefSeq names its product protein tyrosine phosphatase, receptor type U (gene PTPRU). Gene Ontology annotation, molecular function: protein binding; protein tyrosine phosphatase activity. The transcript is spliced from 31 exons. Gene Ontology annotation, cellular component: membrane. Gene Ontology annotation, biological process: protein dephosphorylation. Lineage: Eukaryota; Metazoa; Chordata; Lepidosauria; Squamata; Gekkonidae. The record is from RefSeq and is a predicted model, not a curated record. Bases 1 to 4287 code for a protein of 1428 amino acids.